Molecule: messenger RNA, 393 nt
Organism: Aureobasidium namibiae CBS 147.97
Lineage: Eukaryota; Fungi; Ascomycota; Dothideomycetes; Dothideales; Saccotheciaceae
Exons: 1
Coding region: 1-393 (130 amino acids)
Source: RefSeq, a predicted model, not a curated record
AUGCCUACUAUAUUUGCACUGGACACCUUGAUCCAAACUUCAGAAAACAAGAGGAUAAGACAGCACGUCAAAGAACUCUACAUAUGCUGCUCAAUAUACCAAGACUGCAAGAGGAAGUCCAAUCUUAACAACUCCUCGCGUCGGUUGCAAGAAGAUGAGCUUCCAUUCGAGAAUGCGAGUACGCCGGCGCAAGGAGCCACGAAUGAGACCAUUGAGCUCGUUCGACAUGGCAGGUUCGAAAAACGACUCAUCAUCGCGCUCCGCAACCUCAACAUCACGCACAUGACAGUUUAUGAUUACCGUGGGCCGAGAAAGGCUGUAUCGGCUCUCAAACCCGGGUGGACGCAGCUCGUCCAGCAUACUGGCCGAGUUCCAUUUACAGCAGCAGGAUGA